Capronia coronata CBS 617.96 is the source of this 453-nucleotide messenger RNA. RefSeq lists its product as uncharacterized. The record is from RefSeq and is a predicted model, not a curated record. The transcript has a single exon. NCBI's taxonomy places the organism in Eukaryota, Fungi, Ascomycota, Eurotiomycetes, Chaetothyriales, Herpotrichiellaceae. The annotation marks the transcript as partial.
UGCAAUGUCCACUCCAGCCUCGCCGCGUCGUCGACGACUAGUCGCAGCGGUAGUCCAGGCACAGAUCUCCUCAAUCUCGUCGUCUCCAUGACUACCUCAACGGCGGCUCUCGCACCAUCUCCACGUUGCUCACGAGACAGUCGCGCUCGAGUCCGCGCUCGCCCUGUGCAGAGACGUCAGCCCGCCCGUCACUUUGCCAUCACCGCGGUCAGGUCCAUCACUCCCCUCCAAGACAUCUUUCGCUGCAAGAUUGCAAAACAGAGGUCCCCUCCCGAGUCUGCCAUCCUCGCCACGGACCGCCGCUCAGAUACUCAGUACAAAGACCACCUGGAGCCCGUGUUCCGUCUGUCGUUCCAUCCUUCAUCUUCCUAUAUCCACACGCUCGGAUCGGACUCUAUAACCAUCAGUGCUGGAGGAGGGCAAGAGUCACAGCCUGCUCAGAACACCUGGAGG